Linum trigynum is the source of this 3260-nucleotide messenger RNA. NCBI's taxonomy places the organism in Eukaryota, Viridiplantae, Streptophyta, Magnoliopsida, Malpighiales, Linaceae. The record is from the annotation of a GenBank genome assembly.
UUCUCCAACGAUGAUUGAAUCCAUUAAGCACCGAUUUGGGCGGAUUUAUUCCGGGUAAUUUUUGGCAGAUUCCAAAGAGGGUACCAUCACAGAUUUCGGGCGAUUUAUCCGAAAUGCCUUUUUCUUUCGAUUCUGGAGGCUACAGAUCACAGAAUGAGGCCGAGGCUGUUCUCCACCGAUGAUGAAGUCUAUUGAUCCUAUUCUCCACGGAUGAUAAGUCCGUUAAGCAUCGACUUGAGCCAAUUUAUUUUCGAAUGGCAUUUUCGUAAUUUCUUGGGCGACGAAAGGCCAUUUUCUUUGGAUAUUGAAGGCUACAGAUCACAGAUUCGGCCUAUGGCUAUUCUCCAAGAUGAUUGAGUCCAUUAAGCACCGAUUUGCGCGAAUUUAUUCCGGGUCAAUUUUUGGCAAAUUCCAAAGGGGUACCAUCACAGAUUUCGGGCGAUUUAUCCGAAAUGUCAUUUUUAUUCGAUUCUGGAGGCUACAGAUCACGGAAUCAGGCCGAGGCUAUUCUCGACCGAUAAUGAAGUCUAUUGAUUCUAUUCUCCACGGAUGAUAAGUCCGUUAAGCAUUGAUUUGGGCCAAUAUAUUUUCAAAUGGCAUUUUCGUAAUUUCUUGGGCGACGAAAGGCCAUUUUCUUUGGAUAUUGAUGGCUACAGAUCACGGAUUCGGCCUGAGGCUAUUCUCCAACAAUGAUUGAGUGCAUUAAGCACCGAUUUGGGAGGAUUUAUCCCGGGUCAAUUUUUGGCAGAUUCCAAAGGGGUACCAUAACAUAUUUCGGGCGAUUUAUCCGAAAUGCCAUUUUCUUUCGAUUCUGGAGGCUACAGAUCACGGAUUCAGGCCGAGUCUAUUCUCCACCGAUAAUGUAGUCUAUUGAUCCUAUUCUCCAAGGAUGAUAAGCCAGUUAAGCAUCGGUUUGGGCCAAUUUAUUUUCGAAUGGCAUUUUCGUAAUUUCUUGGGCGACGAAAGGCCAUUUUCUUUGGAUAUUGAAGGCUACAGAUCACGAAUUCGGCCUGAGGCUAUUCUCCAACGAUGAUUGAGUCCAUUAAGCACCGAUUUGGGCGGAUUUAUUCCGGGGCAAUUUUUGGCAGAUUCCAAAGGGGUACCAUCACAGAUUUCGGGCGAUUUAUCCGAAAUGCCAUUUUCUUUCGAUUCCGGAUGCUACAGAUCACGAAAUCGGGCCGAGGCUAUUCUCCACCGAUAAUGAAGUCUAUUGAUACUAUUCUCCACGAAUGAUAAGUCCGUUAAGCAUCGAUUUGGGACAAUUUAUUUUCGAAUGGCAUUUUCGUAAUUUCUUGGGCGACGAAAGGCCAUUUUCUUUGGAUAUUGAAGGCUACAGAUCACGGAUUCGGCAUGAGGGUAUUCUCCUACGAUGAUUUAGUCGAUUAAGCACCGAUUUGGGCGGAUUUAUUCCGGGUCAAUUUUUGGCAGAUUCCAAAGGGGGUACCAUCACAGAUUUCGGGCGAUUUAUCCGAAAUGUCAUUUUCUUUCGAGUCUGGAGGCUACAGAUCAUGGAAUCAGGCCGAGGCUAUUUUGCACCGAUAAUGAAGUCUAUUGAUCUUAUUCUCCACGGAUGAUAAGCCAGUUAAUCAUCGAUUUGGGCCAAUUUAUUUUUGGAUGACAUUUUCGUAAUUUCUUGGGCGACUAAAGGCCAGUUUCUUUGGAUAUUGAAGGCUACAGAUCACGGAUUCGGCCUGAGGCUAUUCUCCAACGAUGAUUGAGUCUAUUAAGCACCGAUUUAGGCGGAUUUAUUCCGGGUCAAUUUUUGGCAGAUUGCAAAGGGGUACCAUCACAGAUUUCGGGCUAUUUAUCCGAAAUGCCAUUUUCUUUCGAUUCCGGAGGCUACAGAUCACGGAAUCAGGCCGAGGCUAUUCUCCACCGAUAAUGAAGUCUAUUGAUCCUAUUCUCCACGGAUGAUAAGUCCGUUAAUCAUCGAUUUGGGCCAAUUUAUUUUCGAAUGGCAUUUUCGUAAUUUCGUGGGCGACGAAAGGCCAUUUUCUUUGGAUAUUGAAGGCUACAUAUCACGGAUUCGGUCUAGGGCUAUUCUCCAACGAUGAUUGAGUCCAUUAAACACAUAUUUGGGCGGAUUUAUUCCGGGUCAAUUUUUGGCAGAUUCCAAAGGGGCACCUUCACAGGUUUCGGGGGAUUUAUCCGAAAUGCCGUUUUCUUUCGAUUCUAGAUGCUACAAAUCACGGAAUCAGGUCGAGGCUAUUCUCCACCGAUAAUGAAGUCUAUUGAUCCUAUUCUCCACGGAUGAUAAGUCGGUUAAACAUCGAUUUGGGCCAAUUUAUUUUCGAAUGACAUUUUCGUAAUUUCUUGGGCGACGAAAGGCCAUUUUCUUUGGAUAUUGAAGGCUAUAGAUCACGGAUUCGGCCUAAGGCUACUCUCCAAAGAUGAUUGAGUCCAUUAAGCACCGAUUAGUGCCGAUUUAUUUUCGGUCAAUUUUUGGAAUAUUCCAAAGGGGUACCAUCACAAAUUUCGUGCGAUUUAUCCGAAAUGCCAUUUUCUUUCGAUUCUGGAGCCUACAGAUCAAGGAAUCACGCCGAGGCUAUUCUCCACCGAUAAUGAAGUCUAUUGAUCCUAUUCUCCACGGAUGAUAAGCCCGUUAAUCAUCUAUUUGGGCCAAUUUAUUUUCGAAUGGCAUUUUCGUAAUUUCUUAGGCGACGAAAGGCCAUUUUCUUUUGUUAUUGAAGACUACAGAUCACGGGUUCGGCCUGACGGUAUUCUCCAACGAUGAUUGAGUCUAUUAAGCACCGAUUUGGGCGGAUUUAUUCCGGGUCAAUUUUUGGCAGAUUCCAAAGGGGUACCAUCACAAAUUUCGGGCUAUUUAUCUGAAAUGCCAUUUUCUUUUGAUUCUGGAGGCCACAAAUCACGGAAUCGGGAUUAGGCUAUUCUCCAUCGAUAAUGAAGUCUAUUGAUCCUAUUCUCCACGGAUGAUAAGUCCGUUAAGCAUCAAUUUGGGCCAAUUUAUUAUCGAAUGGCAUUUUCGUAAUUUCUUGGGCGACGAAAGGCCAUUUUCUUUGGAUAUUGAAGGCUACAGAUCACGAAUUCGGCCUGAGGCUAUUCUCCAACGAUGAUUGAGUCCAUUAAGCACCGAUUUGGGCGGAUUUAUUCCGGGUCAAUUUUUGGCAGAUUCUAAAGGGGUACAGUCACAUAUUUCGAGCAUUUUAUCCGAAAUGCCAUUUUCUUUCGAUUCUGGAGGCUACAGAUCACCAAAUCAGGCCGAGGCAAUUUUCCACCGAUAAUGAAGUCUAUUGAUCCUA